UUUCGAUCUUCGUAUUCGGUUCAAAGAUCUCUACCGUGUGAUCCAACAGCCGAUGGCUUCUCUCCGAGGUAUUGAUUUUGGCGUUAGCGGGGAGUCGAACCGUACUAGUCACAACAUCAGCAAUGUACAGGCGACCGCCAGUUCAGGCAACGGAAGUACCGACACUGUCAAACGUCGCAACAGGCACAGCAAUGCUGAUUGGGAACGUAAAAAGCUCACGAUCAUACAGCUAUACGUUGAGGAUGAGCUCAAAACCGAAGAGGUACUUGAGGCACUCAAGGAGGUGCACAAUUUCCCUGUCGGACGCAGAAAGUUCUUGGAUAUGAUCAAGAUGUGGGGCUUGAAGAAGAAUUUCGAGAAAUCGGAAAUGAUGAUCCUGCUUGCAAAGCAAGAUGCUCGUACGCGCAUGGGGCGACAAACAAGAUUCUACAGGAACGGCCGGCUCAUCAACGAAGAGCGGCUCCAGAGGUUUCGUGUUAGAGACCCUGGAUAUCUAGGGGCGCCGGCUUCACCAUCUAUGCCGACGCCCGCAGGAUUCUCGUAUAAAACGCCGAAACUAGCUGAGGACGGUUCACCAUCAUUAGAAAGAUCUAGAACAAUCUCGGCAUUCGAAGAGACCUUCGAAGGCAGUCAUGAUGUUACUACAGUACAAGCAUAUCGGCCCGCUAGGCUUUCGGAUGUGCUAGAUCGGAGCCACAUACAUCAGAUUGGAGCCUUUGCCUACAGUUACUUCGGAAAGCCUCCGAUCACAGACAGCACCAAGGCUUUGGAGCGAGUUAUGGACCUGGGCAAUCUGUUCAUGGAUUGGAUUCGUCAUUCUCCCCCGCUCUUGGCGAGCACCACCAGGAACGGCUCAGCGGCCAGACCAGGGGUACCAAGGUUUUGGUUCAAAUCGUCACAACAGACUCUGAGAUCGGCCGAUACACUGCGCAACAGGAUUAUGCUACAGCUCCAGAACUCAAGUUUCAUAACUCACGAGCUUCUUCAUUUGCGCGAUACCGAGAUUCUGCUUUGGAGGAAGAAAUGGGCGUACAUGACAGCCGAAGAAUAUGAGAGCAUCAGCAACUUAUCAGCUACGCACUUUGGCGCUACAGAAACAUUUUACUCGAAAAACGACUUAAUCCAGGCAUUCGUCACAAUGCACUCUCCCAGAGACCAUAUGUCCUUUGUAUUUCUCGGGGUUUCCAUUGCUGUCAGUCAACACGAAGAUCCUUGUUGUGGCUUCUGCGAAAAAGAUGCCAUGUCUUUGGACAUUUUGUGCAAGGGCAGAGCCCUUCAGGUCAACGUACCGCUCCGGAAUAAGCACACAUAUAUCUCCCAGCCGGAAAACUGGUUGAUCAGCGAGACCACCGAGAGAGGAUCAUGUCUACGGUUUACAAAAGGGUGGUCAGUACACACUUCUUGCAAGCUCCACCGAGACGCUGUUUUGGACGAGCCUUGUACUCUCAAUUACGAUAGCUAUAUAGAGACCUGUCGCUGGGAUCCUGUUGCUGUUUCAGGGCACCGGGACAGUUUUCAGCCGUACAUAUCAUCGGAUCAAGCAUCCAAACAUCUUUGCGAAUCGUUCAGGAUGAACGAAGAAAUACGAAACAGAGAGCAGCAUUUCAUGCCGAAUCAGUCCUCACAAGAGCGGUGGGAUCCUUCAGGUCAAAUAAGAGUUGCUGAGGAUAUAUCUGACAGCGACUCAGAUUAG
This is a messenger RNA of Alternaria rosae, 1693 nucleotides long. RefSeq lists its product as uncharacterized. Lineage: Eukaryota; Fungi; Ascomycota; Dothideomycetes; Pleosporales; Pleosporaceae. Bases 53 to 1693 code for a protein of 546 amino acids. The transcript is spliced from 3 exons. The record is from RefSeq and is a predicted model, not a curated record.